CACAGCCAGCAUGCUCACCGGGCACAAGCUCGCCGUCCUCGGCGCCCUCAUGCUCCUGCUCACUGCGGCGCGGGCACCCAUGCCCAUCAGGAUGCCGGCGGCCGUGUCCUGUAUGGGCGCGAGGUGCGACGCCUGCGCGGAUUUCCUUGUGAAAGAUCAUCGCGGCAUUCAAAUCCCUCUCAAACCGUGCUUCUGUGUUGAUUUUGAGGGAAGAGACAUGGCGCUUCACUUCACAGGGACUGACAACGGCACAGUUGUCUUUGAAAAGGAGAUAUCGGGGGAGUCACCCUAUCCUGUAUGUUACGUCCCGCGAGUACACGACUAUCUGCAGAUUUGCCUCACGUUCCAAGAUGUCAACUCAAUCGGCAACUCAUUGCAGGUGUGCACAACGAUUCAGGCGAGCAUUAUAAACACUCCGCCCAAAGUGUUCGCAAACACAAACUGCUUUGUGGCGGACACCCAGUCCAACACCCUCACAUACACCGCCAGUCCCAGGGAGCUAAAAGGGUAGCCACUAUUGAGCCAUAGCACCAUAGGAAGAAGCUCCAUCGAUAUACCAGCACGAUUAAAUUAUUCUACGUUAUGUUGCCUGGUCACACAGCACAAACAAUAAAAUGUCUCAGAAACCGAAAUAAAGGUGUAUUGGUUUUCAAA
Frankliniella occidentalis (western flower thrips) is the source of this 654-nucleotide messenger RNA. RefSeq lists its product as uncharacterized. The record is from RefSeq and is a predicted model, not a curated record. The transcript has 4 exons. Bases 11 to 511 code for a protein of 166 amino acids. Lineage: Eukaryota; Metazoa; Arthropoda; Insecta; Thysanoptera; Thripidae.